This is a messenger RNA of Amphibalanus amphitrite, 1558 nucleotides long. Its product is annotated as methylosome subunit pICln-like. The transcript has 5 exons. Gene Ontology annotation, cellular component: cytosol; plasma membrane; spliceosomal complex. Bases 492 to 1079 code for a protein of 195 amino acids. Lineage: Eukaryota; Metazoa; Arthropoda; Thecostraca; Balanomorpha; Balanidae. Gene Ontology annotation, biological process: cell volume homeostasis; chloride transport; mRNA cis splicing, via spliceosome. The record is from RefSeq and is a predicted model, not a curated record.
UCAGAUUUCUUGCGGGGAGGACGUGGCAAGAACAGCUGAUUGACUUUCUAGUGGUGACGUGGCGGUGGAAGACAUCUUGGAUCUUUAAGUUUUUGGUUUCAGUUUUGUUUAAUUUCAAUUCGUUCAUCAUUUAUAAAAUCCCAGUGCACAACGUUAGUGUAGUUUGACCAAUCACUAACAUCUAACUACGGCAAUACCAACCUAAACUGAUAAAUCCUAACUGGACAAAUCCUGGCAACGCAUUUCCUUGUCCCAUGGAUCGCUUAGUUCCAUUCCCUGGCCAUGACAAGAAGGAAGAGAAGAUGUGAAGACAACUUCUGGACGCUCUGAGCCCAAGAGGCUAUGCGCCCUACACCAAAACAACAACAACUAGAGUUCAGUGUGCGAGCUGCUCAAGCGCGUGUUUUCUUAUUAUUUAUUGUAGGUAGUGGGAUUUAUUUUAGAAGUUAUCUCUGAUAAAUUGGUUUUACAACCCUUUACAUAUAUUCCAGAUGGUGGUGGUGACUAGUUCCCUGCCGCCGCCCACGGAGGGUGUGCGUAUCGAACAGCCCAGCACCGCCGCUCACAUGGGCCCGCGCGCCCUGGGCAGCGGCACUCUGUACAUCGCCGAGAGCCGCGUGGCCUGGGCCGGCACAGACGGCCAGGGCUUCUCGCUGGAGUACCCGCACAUCAUGCUGCACGCUGUGUCGCGGGACACGUCUGCGUUCCCGCACCCCUGCCUUUACCUGAUGGUGGACGCCAAGAUCGGACCCCAGGCCGACGACGCGGCGUCAGAUGGCAGUGGCGGCAGCAGCGACGAGGACGCCGCCUCCGGAAGCAGUGUGACAGAGGUGCGCUUCGUCCCGUCGGACGGCGGCUCUCUGGACGCCCUGUUUCACGCCAUGUCAGAGUGUCAGUCCCUGCACCCGGACCCCAACGAUAGCGUCUCAGCAGACGAGGACGACUAUUUCGUCGGUGGCGACUGUGAUGCCGAGGGUGACGGCGAUGACGACGAGAGCGGGCCCAUGAGCAACGGCGGAGGAGCGGGCGACUCGGGCGAGCCCAUGGAGACGGGUCAGUUUGACGAUCCAGAGGAGUAGGUGCAGCGGACUGCUCGGGAUUGGAGUGUGGUCUGGUGCUGGGGCCUGCUGGACCGGUUAAGCCGUGGUCGGACGGUGUGAGUCGGUACCCGGCCGUCUCACACAGUGAUAGUGAUAAAUCAUGUGAGCUCUGGCCGGUCGGUGGUCAUUGGCGGCCUCUGUGACCGCCGUCGAAUCGGGCGUAGGCGGGGGAGGUUCCCAGCCGCCAUCCUACGCCGGUCGUCUGCUCCUACUGUCAGCCGCGGCAGCGCACGAGCCUGUGGAGAUAUGGGGUCAUCCACUGUCGUCUGAGACUGACUGCCAGAAUACUGGGAGCUGUGAGCCGUGACAGGCGACCAACGUGCCCAUUCCUCAUUGUUGCCAUCAUCACCAAUCGCAUGCAUCACUCGCCAGUGACCGAAGCUUGCUCUGUACGGAGUGUUUGUUGAUGGGAGAUGCCAGCGCCCUCAUUUUUGUACAAUAUACAUCGUUGAAGCACA